Molecule: messenger RNA, 4619 nt
Organism: Procambarus clarkii (red swamp crayfish)
Lineage: Eukaryota; Metazoa; Arthropoda; Malacostraca; Decapoda; Cambaridae
Gene: Top1
Product: topoisomerase 1
Biological process (GO): DNA replication; chromosome segregation; DNA topological change
Cellular component (GO): nucleolus; chromosome
Molecular function (GO): DNA binding; DNA topoisomerase type I (single strand cut, ATP-independent) activity
Source: RefSeq, a predicted model, not a curated record
ACGCAUGCGCAGUGGGCCGCUUACUGUACUCUGUCUCUCGCCGCCCCGCUGGACUCUGUUGCUGGCGGCCGUGUGGGGACUUUGUCAAAUUUCAGUGCUGUUGUUGGUGAUGUCCGAGAUGGACGACUUUAGCCAGCCGGGAGGAGGGACGGAGUCAUUAUCGAACGGAAUGCCCAAUGGUAUUUCAAAUGGCACUUCAGAGCAUCGUGAGCAUAAAGAUCAUAAGCAUAAACACAAAGACAAGGAUCGAGAUCGGGAGAAGGACCGCCACCGUGACAAAGAUCGCCACAAGAGUUCCCAUAAGGAUAAGGACAGGGAUAAAGACAGACAUUCGUCAUCCAGUCAUAAAAGCUCUCACAAGGAUAGGGACCGUGACAAGGAACGCAGCAAGGAUAAGGAACAGAGUGACAAAGAGAAACAUAAAGAGAAAGAGAAAGAAAGAACUGACAAAGAAAAAAGCAGAGAUAAGGACAAAGAAAGGAAUGAUAAAGACAAACACAGAGAUAAAGACAAAGAAAAAAGUGACAAGGACAAACAUCGUGACAAAGACAGAGAUAAACAUAGAGAUAAGGACAAAGAACGUAGUGAUCGGGAAAAAUCUCGCGAUAAAGACAAGGAUCGUCACCGUGACGAGAAGAAGCACAGCAGCAGUAAUGGCGAGAAAAAGGAGCGUGACAAAGAACGUGAUAAAGAUCGUCACUCUUCCUCCAGUCACAGAAGUUUGCACAAGGAAAAAGAUAGGGACCGUGAUAGGCACAAGGACAAAGAGAAGAGUCGGGACAAAGAAAAGGAGAAGGUGAAGAUUGAGGUGAAGGAGGAAAUUAAAGAGCCAGAGCCUGUUCUACAAGAUGAAUUGACCAUUAAAGAGGAGCCAGUUGAGUCUGAGGAGGAGGACAAAUUGGUGAUAAAUGAACCAGUAAAAGAAGAACCAUUGGAGGAUGAGGAAGAUGACGUUCCCUUGUCUCACCGGAAACGUAUAAAGGAGGAGGAUGAUGAAGAUGAUGACAAGCCCUUAGCCAUUCGUAAAAAAGUGAAAACAGAACCUAAAGAGAAGAAAAGGAAAAAAAUAAAAGAGGAAGACGAUGAAGAUGAUUUCAAACCGGAGAAAAAGAAGGUUAAAAAAGAGAAAAAAGAGAAGAAACCCAAGUCUAUUAAAUUAAAUACAAGCCAAGAUUCACUUCCACAAUCUCCUACCAAAAAAGGCAAAAAGGAUGAGGAACCAGUUUGGAAGUGGUGGGAAGAGACCAAACGAGAUGAUGGACUCAAAUGGACUUUCUUGGAACACAAAGGGCCAUUGAUGGCUGAAGCAUAUGUGCGGUUGCCAAGCAAUGUCAAGUUUUAUUAUAAUGGGGAACCAAUGGAGCUCAGCGAGGAGACUGAGGAGGUCGCAGGGUUCUAUGCUCGUAUGUUAGAUCAUGAAUAUACCACCAAACAAGUUUUUAAUACCAAUUUCAUGAGGGAUUGGAGAAAGGUGAUGACAUCAAAAGAAAAGGAGAUCAUCACAGAUUUGAAGAAAUGUGACUUCCGCCGAUUACACACUUUUUAUGUACAACAGAACGAAGAAAGAAAAAAUCGUACAAAAGAAGAGAGGAAAGCCCUCAAAGAAAAAAAUGAAGCUCUGGUUGCUGAGUAUGGAUGGUGCAAUAUUGAUGGUCACAAGCAACGGAUUGGAAACUUUAAGAUUGAACCUCCAGGAUUGUUCCGGGGUCGUGGAGAGCAUCCAAAACAGGGCAUGCUGAAGAAGCGUAUAAUGCCAGAAGAUGUGAUCAUCAACUGCUCAAGAGAUUCUGUGAUACCUAAACCACCUUCAGGACAUAAAUGGAAAGAAGUGCGAGCAGACUGCACAGUGACUUGGUUGGCAUGUUGGGUGGAGAAUGUUCAAGGGCAGACAAAGUACGUAAUGCUUAAUGCAGCCUCUAAACUCAAAGGUGAAAAAGAUUGGCAGAAAUAUGAGAUGGCCCGAAAACUGCAUCAGCAUGUGGACAAGAUUCGUGAACAGUAUAGAGUAGAUUGGAAGAGUAAAGAAAUGCGAAUACGACAAAGAGCUGUAGCUCUUUAUUUCAUUGAUAAGUUAGCCCUUCGAGCAGGUAAUGAGAAAGAUGAAGAUCAAGCAGAUACAGUUGGUUGCUGUUCUCUUCGUGUCGAACACAUCUCUCUUCAUGAAGAAAAGGAUGGCAAAGAAUAUGUUGUAGUCUUCGAUUUCCUGGGUAAAGAUUCUAUCCGUUACUAUAAUGAAGUCAGCGUGGAAAGGAGGGUAUUCAAGAACUUACAGCUAUUUAAAGAAAACAAAGAAGAUGGAAAUGAUCUCUUUGAUCGUCUCAAUACACAAAUCCUAAAUAAACAUUUGAAUGAACUGAUGGAUGGCCUAACUGCAAAGGUCUUCCGUACAUACAAUGCUUCACGGACCCUACAAGAGCAGCUAGACUUACUUACAACUGAAGAUGAUCCACUUCCUGCAAAAAUUUUAUCAUACAACAGAGCAAAUCGAGCAGUGGCUGUCUUGUGUAACCAUCAACGUGCAGCCCCCAAGACCUUUGAUAAAUCAAUGGCAAAUUUGCAGAAGAAAAUUGAUGAUAAGAAAGAACAGUGUGAGGAGGCUGAGAGGGAAUGUAAACAGUUGAAAAAAGCAGCAAAAUCAGGUGGCUCACAAAAAGAAAAGAUGGCUUAUGAGAAAAAAAAGAAGGCUCUGGAACGUUUGAAGGAACAAUUGGAGAAACUGGAACUCUCAGCAACAGACAAGGAAGAAAACAAGACUAUUGCUUUAGGUACUUCCAAGCUCAACUAUUUGGAUCCUCGUAUCUCUGUUGCAUGGUGCAAGAAAUAUGGAGUACCAAUAGAAAAAGUUUACAAUAAAACACAAAGGCAGAAGUUCCAGUGGGCAAUUGAUAUGGCAACUGCAGAGUAUAACUUUAUGGGAGAACCAAUGAACAUUUCUAGGAACGAUGAUGGUGAAGGUGAAGAGGAGGAAGAUGAGUAGGCAGUCUUAUUCAGAAACUCGCUGAGAAUGACCAAAGAGGAUAUUUUGGUAAUGUGCAGAGUAAAGAUGUAUUCUUGGAGUGGUGUUGUACAUUCUCAUUCAUAAUUUAAAUUAAGAUCCAUUGUGCUCCUCUGUUUGUAGUCUCACUAGCUUAUAGUGAAGAGAAAGCAAACCUGGACAGAACACAAAGGAUUAAUUAUAGGAUUGUAUUUUAUUGCGGUUCAAUUGUGUACCUUGAAUAUUUAUUACACAAUUCCAUAAAUUAAGUAUUUGUAUGUAGUUUUGCUAUGCUAAACUAUUUUGCGUGUAUGAAUUAAUUUUUCUAUUAAGAGUAUAGGUCUGGAAAUAUUCACAAAAAUAAUACGGUUUUUACUAGACAUUUGAGACUUCCGGCCCUGUGGGUUGAUCAGUUUGUACUUGUAAUUUGUGUGUAAAGAAUUAUUUGAUAUAAUGUAUUCUUAAAUCACAUAUUAUUUUAUAUGCAUUGUCAUGUAUAGAGAUGUAGUAAAUAUGCACCUUAACAUUGAAUUUUAAAGCCAAAUUGUUAAAUAGCAAAAAUUCUCCAAAGAAUCUCUGGUCGAAAGGGAGAGUUGUUACCCGAAUGUGCAAUCUGCAGCAGUGAACAUCUUCAUGGUCUCAUGCCACUCCAUAAUCAAAUUUUUUGGUAUUAAAGUGUUUUAUUAUCACAAUACCCAAAGACUCUAAUGAUCUUAAACAGAUUUAAUUCUGUGAUUGUAAUUUUUAAUAUUUUAAUUACAGUACAGUACUUUGGUCUUAUUGCUGAAGGGCAACAGCUGAAUUUCAUGACUAAUGGGCAAUGAAGUCCUUUUGAUCACCUCAUUCGAGUCUUUACUUGAACUUUUAAGUAAGAGGCCAACUCAUAGCCUAAAUAAGUCACCAUUAAUAUUAAACACUGGUGCAGUUUUUAUGUUAAAUUAUUAUAUGUAGGCACUGAAAUUUAAAUUACUAAAGGGUGCCAUAUUAAGUAAUGCUCUGGACUUGACCCAGGUAACAUGGGUUUGACUCUUUGACCUGGAAGGGUUGGCGAGACAUUAUUUACUGUGUAACAGAUAGGUCCCUUUUCUUUGUCAGGGUUCCAGGCUAGCUAAUUCAGGAGAUGCCACCCUACUUUUUUAAUCUUGUUUUAUAGAAUUGACUAGGAUUUAGUUAGAAGGUUGUGUUGGGCAGCUGGUGGCACAGGCCAUAUGGCUGUUUCCUGCAUUCCCUGGUGGCUGUCAAUUAGAAUAGCUUUUUAAGAAUAUUUAAGUUAUGAUCGGUGUAACUUUUUGGUAGAAUUUAUGGAAUUUGACUGUGUUAGUUGAUGCACCAGUGGGACAUUAAGUACAUCUGAGGUCAUGAUGUAGGCAACUUACGUUGUGAACAAUAUUCACAAUAAACCAGCAUGUAUAGACCUUUGCAGGAAACUAACGGGACCCUUCAAGCAGACAAGUAUUAUUAAAGUAUUAUUCCGGACCUUGUUAUGACUUCACUGAAAUUGGUUAAUGUAAAAUCAUCAUGGUCUGUAUUUUGCCAUCUUUAAGAACUCGAGCUAGAUCUUCCCAGUUCAGCUGGCCAUUCCAUACCAUUGUGUGAUAUGCACCGUGUACAUAAUUAUUAUCAUCAAUAAACCUUCAUCAUGGGA